UCUUUCAAAAAUCAUCGUCCUUUGGUCCCUUGUUUGGUCUAGAAAUGGCAUCCACCAAAAAAAAGCUCUUAAGCUGCAUCAUGUCCUCCGCCAGUCUACUGAGCUGCAGUUGCGGCAAACCCGAAAAGGCACCAUCGCAAGCUUUGCACCGGAAAGGGCUGAAACGAGCCCCUGGAGAUACCACUGCCCUCUCAAUGGACGACGAAGAUGACGAAGACGAGGAUGAAGAAGACUACAGAUUCUCUCUUCCAACGCGACCUAACAAUCCCCCUACCAUGUCGCCUUAUUUCCCAGAAUUUGGAAUGGACCAACCCAGGGUCACCACGAGAGUGGUGAGCCCGUGCCGGAAGAUCACGAACAGUGUUGCGUUCGUGAAGGACUCGGAGGACCCGUACCGGGACUUCAGGAGGUCGAUGCUGCAGAUGAUAUUCGACAGAGAGAUCAAGUCUAGAGAAGACCUGCAGGAGCUCCUCAACUGCUUCCUUCAGCUGAAUUCGCCCUCCCACCACGACGCCAUCAUUCAGGCCUUCACCGAGAUAUGGAACAGUGUCUUCUCCGACAAGAAUAAGGCCGUGGCGCCACAUGACUAGUACGGCACAACAUUGAUCGACUUAUAUAGCGGAGAAAGAGCAGGUGCAAGAAUUUGAUUAUAUGGGGCUCACCCUAUGGCUCCAUCGUGCAGUAACAAUCUCAUGCUUCUCAUAGUUGUCGGAACGUAAAUAUUGUAAGAUAUAUCAUACAUGUGAACGCGUAAAUAAUGACGUUGCAGUUGAUAUCUAGCCAUAAUGAUAUCUACGAUAACAAAAAGUUCAUCUAUUAUUAACAGAUGUUGGUGCGACCACUUCGAGAUCCACCUUAAUAUUAUAAUUCAAUUAAAAUCAUGCCAAAA
Punica granatum (pomegranate) is the source of this 889-nucleotide messenger RNA. The record is from RefSeq and is a predicted model, not a curated record. Lineage: Eukaryota; Viridiplantae; Streptophyta; Magnoliopsida; Myrtales; Lythraceae.